AUGGAUCCUUGUGGAAAUGGCUACGAUGUAUAUGAUCUGUACGACUUGGGCGAAUUCGACCAGAAAGGAUCACGAGCGACGAAAUGGGGAACCAAGGAAGAGCUCCUGGAGCUCACCGCAGCCGCUCGAGAUCUCGGUGUUGGCGUUCAUUGGGAUGCUGUUCUCAACCAUAAAGCAGGAGCAGAUUUCACAGAACGAUUUCUGGCUGUCCAAGUAGACCCGGAAAGACGAGAUGUUGAGAUCUCACGCCCAAAGGAGAUCGAGGGCUGGGUGGGGUUCGAUUUCAACGGCCGCGGCGACUUCUAUAGCUCGAUGAAUUAUCGCUGGUACCAUUUCAAUGGCGUCGAUUGGGACGAAUCGCAGAAGAAGAACGCGAUCUACAAGAUUGCAGGGCCGAACAAGGAUUGGGCUAACGAUGUCGGCCACGAGUUCGGCAACUACGAUUAUCUGAUGUUUGCAAACCUGGAUUACUCUAAUGCAGAAGUCAGAAGGGAUCUUCUUAACUGGGGCGAAUGGAUCGGCACUCAACUGCCUCUCAGUGGUAUGAGGCUAGACGCUGCAAAACACAUGUCGGCUGCUUUCCAGAGGGACUUUGUCGAUCAUGUUCGGAAGACUCUAGGACCUGAUUUCUUCGUAAUCUCGGAAUACUGGCGCUGUGAUCUCAAAGAACUCCUGCAUUUCCUGGAGAUGAUGGAACACCGAGUUCAUCUCUAUGAUGCCGUAUUGGUUGACCGAUUCUCGAAAAUCUCCCGGACCCCCGAAGCUGACCUGCGGGGAAUUCUCGAUGGUACAUUAGUUCAGAGCAAACCUCAACAUGCUAUUACAUUUGUCAUGACUCAUGAUACGCAACCAGGCCAAAUGUUAGAGGUGCCGGUCGCAUCUUUCUUCAAGCCAUUAGCAUAUGCUCUGAUCCUACUACAGAAUAAAGGACAACCCUGUGUCUUCUGGGGUGAUCUUUACGGGAUCAGGGGAGGCAAACAUCCAACGAAGCGUUCGUGUGGAGGCAGGCUUCCGAUUCUCACAAAAGCCCGUAAGCUCUACGCGUACGGAGAGCAGCGGGAUUAUUUCGACGAGAGGAACUGCAUCGGAUUUAUUCGCUACGGCAACCGGCGGCAUCCCUCGGGUUUAGCUUGUAUCAUGAGCAACGCCGGCCCAUCGCAGAAGCGCAUGUUCGUUGGUCAGCAGCAUGCAGGAGAGCAGUGGACGGAUAUCCUCGAGUGGCACUCCGGAACGGUCACCAUUGACCGUCGAGGAUACGGCAUAUUUCCCGUAUCGAAGGUGAGCGUCAGUGUGUGGGUGAAUGCCAGGGCAGAAGGAAGGGAGAGCCUCAAAAGUCACUUUGAUACGGAUGUGUACAAAUAUGGACGUUCUUGA
Messenger RNA from Aspergillus fischeri NRRL 181, 1374 nucleotides. RefSeq names its product alpha-amylase. The record is from RefSeq and is a predicted model, not a curated record. Gene Ontology annotation, biological process: carbohydrate metabolic process. Gene Ontology annotation, molecular function: hydrolase activity, hydrolyzing O-glycosyl compounds; calcium ion binding. Bases 1 to 1374 code for a protein of 457 amino acids. The transcript has 7 exons. Lineage: Eukaryota; Fungi; Ascomycota; Eurotiomycetes; Eurotiales; Aspergillaceae.